Hydatigera taeniaeformis is the source of this 702-nucleotide messenger RNA. NCBI's taxonomy places the organism in Eukaryota, Metazoa, Platyhelminthes, Cestoda, Cyclophyllidea, Taeniidae. The record is from the annotation of a GenBank genome assembly.
AUGUCGGUACCUCAAGUUGAUCCAAUACCUGAUGGCUGGGAAAUGCGUCUGGAUGAAACGACACAAACCUAUUACUUUAUAGAUCAUAAAAAUCAACUUACACAAUGGCAGCACCCAGUCAAUAAGCUUAUAUAUCGGCCGGCUCGUUCACAGCCCCAAGUUACCUUGAACGGUCAUCAGUCUACGCCUAUUGCCAUUAACAGGCAACCCAUCCUCAAUGUCAAAAAUGUGCGUAGUCAAUUUCAUCCGACCUCCGCCCCCGUCGAAGCAGAUAUCAGGAUUCCCACUCCUUCGGUUAUACCUGAUUCAAAGUCUUCUGAAGAAUCAGUUCAACCAUCAAAUGUUCAGGAAAAGGUUGAGGAAGCUGAUGGUGACAUUUCACUCAUUACCAAGGUCCUUGAGAAAGCUAGGCCUGUGAUCGGGGAGGUGGAUACGUUUAAGGGUACCGUAGGUGAUAAAAAUUAUUUACGAUUGAUGGAGACCUUGGAAGUGCUUAUUCUGGAGCUGGAUGGCAUCGGCGUAGACGGUCAGGACAACGUUCGUACAGCAAGACGUGCAGCAGUGCGAGAGAUUCAGCAAGCUAUUGAGAUACUAGAAUUUCGUGGUUCGGUAAACACGGUUGAAGAUACCUCCUCCAAUAACGCGGAAGCUUGCGAAGCUCCUCCUCCCUCUUCAUCUCCCCCACCGGAAAGCAAUACUUAA